This is a messenger RNA of Nicotiana attenuata, 1251 nucleotides long. RefSeq lists its product as uncharacterized. The annotation marks the transcript as partial. NCBI's taxonomy places the organism in Eukaryota, Viridiplantae, Streptophyta, Magnoliopsida, Solanales, Solanaceae. The record is from RefSeq and is a predicted model, not a curated record. The transcript is spliced from 2 exons.
AAAAGUGCUUUCUUAAAUGGCUACCUCAAGGAGGAAGUGUGUGUGAAACAACCUCCAGGAUUUGAAAGCAAGGAAUGUCCUGAGCAUGUGUAUAAGCUGGACAAAGCUCUAUAUGGGCUCAAACAGGCCCCAAGAGCUUGGUAUGAACGACUAUCAAAAUUCCUACUGGAGCAUGGGUACAAAAGAGGUAAAAUUGACAGCACUUUGUUCCUAAAGGAAAAAGGUAAAGACCUCCUUGUUGUACAAAUAUAUGUUGAUGACAUAAUAUUUGGGGCCACUUCUGAUAGGUUGAGUAAGGACUUUGCAAAAUUAAUGGGAAGUGAGUUUGAAAUGAGUAUGAUGGGUGAACUAAAUUUCUUCCUAGGCUUGCAGAUCAAACAAAGUCCAAAUGGAACCAUGAUUCAUCAGCAGAAGUAUACAAAAGAACUAAUCAAGAAGUUUAAAAUGGAAGACUCUAAAGAAAUAGAUACACCUAUUGCAACUGCCACUAAAUUAGAUGUUGAUGAACCUGGUUCAUCAGUUGAUCAAAAGUUGUAUAGGGGUAUGAUUGGUUCACUCUUGUAUCUUACUGCCAGCAGACCUGACAUUGUUUUCAGUGUAGGACUUUGUGCCCGUUUUCAAGCUAAUCCUAAAGAGUCUCACUUGACUGCUAUCAAGAGGAUAUUGAGAUAUCUGAAGGGGACUACUGAAUUGUGCCUAUGGUACCCUAAAGGUAGUAAUUUCGAUCUAGUAGGUUAUGCUGAUGCUAACUAUGCAGGUUUCCUAGUGGAUAGAAAAAGCACCUCAGGUAUGGCUCACUUUCUUGGUUCAUGUCUUGUAUCAUGGGCUACCAAGAAACAAAAUUCAGUAGCCCUAUCUACUGCUGAAGCUGAGUAUGUGGCUGCAGCUUCUUGUUGUGCUCAACUACUGUGGAUCAAACAACAAUUAGUAGACUUUGGUAUAGAAGUGGGAUGCAUACCAAUAUUCUGUGAUAACACUAGUGCUAUAAGUAUGACAAAGAACCCUGUUCAUCAUAAAAGGACCAAGCACAUAAAUGUGCGCGAGAAGAAGCGCGAACUCAUGCGCGAGCUCGUGCGUGUUAGGGGGCUGAGGCAGAAUGUUAGAGAAAACGCGCGAAGUUAUGCGCCAAAAAGGUUAAGUGCGCGAAGCUCGCGCGUUUCCCAGUCCGGAAAAGAAUUAUUCAGGGGAAAAAUUGGAAAUCUGGAGAGAAACCCACUUAACCUUGAUAAAGUCAAGCUCUCCCAAGGUUAA